Ficedula albicollis (Collared flycatcher) is the source of this 4418-nucleotide messenger RNA. RefSeq names its product RAS protein activator like 2 (gene RASAL2). The transcript is spliced from 19 exons. Gene Ontology annotation, biological process: regulation of GTPase activity. NCBI's taxonomy places the organism in Eukaryota, Metazoa, Chordata, Aves, Passeriformes, Muscicapidae. The record is from RefSeq and is a predicted model, not a curated record. The coding region runs from base 110 to 4342 and encodes 1410 amino acids.
CCAUGAACAAAGUAACUGGGGAUGUAAAAUGGUGAGUGAGGAACUACAGCUACGUGACUAUUAAGCAACAAGGAAUGUGAGUGAAGUGCCAGAAUCCAAAGGGUGGAAAAUGAGUGCUUUCAAAAAGCAUCAUAGUCUUUUUCCCAGGACCUUCAGAAGAUCUUUGUCAGAACAAGAUGCUGGCGCAGCUGCCUUGAAGGACUAUCAUUGGUACCACCGAAUGAAAAGCAAGAAGUUGAAUAAACAGAUGAGUUUUGACUCAGAGAAACCUCUUGGAGCGUACAGACGGCAAACACAUCCUUGGCCUCUCUGGAGGGUAAGCAGCAGAGAGGGGUCCUCCAGGUUGAAAGGGGAAUGCGGUGACCCAAGUCUUGCCAGAAGUUCUGCACGUGUGGGUGCUGCCAGUGCUGACAAUCUCCUCCAAGUCCCUGCUGAGGCGGCGUUCCCCACGGGGACGGGGCGGCUGCGGGCUGCCUUCAGCCGCUCUCUGUCCGAGCCCGCGGCGCGCCCCGGCAGCGGCAAUGCCCGCCCGUCCCUGCACGCCGUGCGCUCGCUGCACGCCCAGCACCAGGGCUACCUCCUCCGCGGCGCCUUCGCCUCUCUCUCAAGUGGCUUUUCAAAGAUAAUGAGUCGAAAAGGGCACCCUGUUAGUGAAUCCGUAGCUGAAGGGAAGACAGAGGACAAUCGGUUUGUUUUGAGUGCAGAUGUGAAAGGACCACCCACCCACAGACUGUCCUGCGGCCAGUCCCCCUACACUGAGAUGACAACAUGGGAAAGGAAAUACUGCAUCCUGACAGACAGCCAGCUGGUGCUGCUCAACAGGGAGAAGGAGGUGUCUGCAGAAGCGAUCCCGGAGCCGCAGGAUGCCUCCCGCGGGCGCUGCCUGCGCCGCACCGUCAGCGUCCCCUCCGAGGGCCAGUUCCCCGAGUACCCGGCAGAGGGGGCCGCCCAGCUAGAGGUCCCAGCAGAGAGAUCUCCUCGCAGACGGAGCAUCUCAGGGACCAGCACCUCUGAGAAAACCAACUCCAUGGAUGUUCCGAACACUUCUCCUUUCAGAGUACCAGGCUUCUUCAGUAAGCGCCUGAAAGGAUCCAUCAAGAGGACAAAGAGUCAAUCCAAACUGGACAGGAAUAUAAGUUUCCGUCUGCCCUCUCCCAGCAAUUCUGAGGACAGACCACGUGAGCUGCCCAAGCUGAAGGAGUCCCGUUCCCAUGAGUCUUUACUGAACCAAAGCAGCGCCAUAGAGACUCUGGACUUUACAGCAGAAGAAGGAGUCAUUGUCAAACCACUUCACAGCAGCAUCCUUGGACGAGACUUCUGCUUUGAGGUAACCUACUCCAAGGGCAGUAAAUGCUUCAGUUGUUCUUCUGCAGCAGAGAGGGACUGGUGGAUGGAAAACAUACGCAGAAUAUCGCAGCCAAUGAAGGACAAUAGCCGUCGAGCUGAAAACGUGCUUCGCCUCUGGAUCAUAGAGGCCAAGGACCUGACCCCCAAGAAGAAAUACUUCUGUGAGCUGUGCCUUGAUGACACCCUCUUUGCCCGCACCACCAGCAAAGCAAAAGCAGAUAACAUUUUCUGGGGGGAGCACUUUGAGUUCUACAAUCUCCCACACGUUCAGAGCAUCACAGUUCACAUCUACAAGGAUGCAGAGAAGAAAAAGAAAAAGGACAAGAACAAUUACGUGGGCCUGGUUAACAUUCCCACGGCCAGUGUGACCGGUCGCCACUUUGUGGAGAAAUGGUACCCAGUCAGCACCCCUACAGCCAACAAAGGCAAAUCAGGGGGGCCUUCCAUUCGGAUCAAAUCCCGUUACCAGACCAUCACCAUCUUGCCCAUGGAGCAGUACAAAGAAUUUGGGGAGUAUGUUACCAGCAACUACGCCCUGCUGUGCUCUGUGCUGGAACCUGUGAUCAGUGUCAAGAACAAGGAAGAGAUGGCUUCUGCCUUGGUGCACAUUCUUCAGAGCACUGGGAGAGCCAAGGACUUCUUGACUGAUUUGGUGAUGGCUGAGGUAGAUCGUUGUGCAGAACAUGAUGUCUUGAUCUUCAGGGAGAACACACUUGCUACCAAAGCUAUUGAGGAGUACCUCAAGCUGGUAGGACAGAAGUACCUCCAGGAUGCACUGGGGGAGUUUAUCAAGGCUGUGUAUGAGUCAGAUGAAAACUGUGAAGCAGAUCCCAGCAGGUGCUCACAGAGUGAAUUAGCAGAUCAUCAGUGCAACCUGAAAAUGUGUUGUGAGCUGGUCUUCUGCAAGAUUAUCAAUUCUUACUGUGUGUUCCCUCGUGAGCUGAAGGAGGUGUUUGCAUCUUGGAAGCAGCAGUGCCUGAACAGGGGCAAGCAGGACAUCAGUGAACGGCUGAUCAGUGCCUCUCUCUUCCUGCGCUUCCUGUGCCCUGCCAUCAUGUCCCCCAGCCUGUUCAACCUCACCCAGGAGUAUCCUGAUGACCAGACCUCUCGCACGCUCACCCUCAUUGCUAAAGUCAUCCAGAACCUCGCCAACUUUGCCAAGUUUGGUAUUAAGGAAGAGUACAUGGCCUUCAUGAAUGAAUUUUUAGAACAUGAGUGGGGAGGAAUGCAGCGUUUUCUGAGGGAGCUCUCUAACCCAGAUACCAUCUCCAACAUGCCUGGAUAUGACGGCUACAUCGACCUGGGCAAAGAGCUCUCCGUGCUGCAUUCCCUCCUGUGGGAGGUUGUGUCCCAACUUGAUAAGGGUGAAAAUUCCUUCCUACAGGCAACCGUGGCAAAACUGGGACCUCUUCCUCGUAUUCUUGCGGAUAUCACAAAGUCCAUGACCAACCCUACACCCACUCAGCAGCAGCUGAAGCGUUUCACGGAGCACAGCUCCAGCCCAAAUGUUGCUGGAAGUCUCUCCUCAGGACUUCAGAAGAUAACUGAGGACCCCACUGAUGGUGACAUAAACAAGAUGAAGUCUCCAACCCAGGAGAAUGUAGAUGGACAUUUUAGGGGCAAGACCUUACUGCUGGUUCAGCAGGCAUCCACCCAGAGCAUGACCUGCUCAGAUAAGGAUGAGAAGGUAAGUGUCUUGCCCAACGGACGUAGCAUCUCUCUCAUGGACCUGCAGGACCCUCACACCGCUCACAGCGACACUGCUUCCAUGAUGCACGACGUGCCUUUGCGCCUGGCGGGCAGCCAGCUCUCCGUCACCCAGGUGGCCACCAUCAAACAGCUGUGGGACACCCAGAGCACCCCCCAGAGCGCUCCCCAGGUCCGGAGGCCGCUGCACCCGGCGUGGAACCAGCAGGGCAGCCUCCGGCCUCUGUCGUUCCAGAACCCGGUUUACCAGCUCAACAACCCGAGCCCCGCCACGGCCAAGGCCUCUGAGGACUCCAGCCCCGAGAACCUGAGCACCGCCAGCUCCCGGAGCCGCAGCAACAGCGAGGACUUCAAGCCCAGCGGGCGCAGCAACAGCAGCCUGGAGGACUCGGCCAAGCGCAGCUCGCAGAGCGAGGAGUCGGCGCGGCGCCCGGAGCGGCACAUGCCGCUGGCGCUGCCCCGCCAGAACAGCAGCAGCCAGGCGCAGAUCCGCAGGAUGGAGCAAGCCGUGCUGGGCACCAGGGCCAAAACGCUGCACACCGUGGCGCACAGCCCGUCCCUGCGCAGCACGGGCAGCGUGUCCGGAGCCUCGGGGGCCGCGGGCACCGAGCCCGUCCAGAACGGCAGCCGCUCCCGCCACCAGUCCUCAUCCUCCCGGGAGAGCCCCGUCCCCAAGGUGCGGGCCAUUCAGCGGCAGCAAACACAGCAGGUGCAGUCGCCAGUGGACUCAGCCACGCUGUCUCCAGUGGAGAGGACGGCUGCGUGGGUGUUCAACAACGGGCAGUACGAGGACACCAAGAGGGACACUGCUCAGAGCCUGGAUGAAGCCAAGCACGCUGAGAAGUACGAGCAGGAGAUCGCCAAGCUGAAGGAGCGGCUGCGGGUGUCCAGCCGCCGGCUGGAGGAGUACGAGCGGCGGCUCCUGGUGCAGGAGCAGCAGAUGCAGAAGCUGCUCACAGACUACAAGUCCCGGCUGGAGGACAGUGAGGACAGGCUGCGCAGGCAGCAGGAGGAGAAGGACAGCCAGAUGAAAAGUAUCAUCAGCAGACUCAUGGCCGUUGAAGAGGAGCUGAAAAAGGAUCACGCUGAGAUGCAAGCAGUCAUAGAUGCAAAGCAGAAAAUUAUUGAUGCACAGGAGAAGCGGAUCGUGUUCCUGGACUCGGCCAACACGCGCCUGAUGAGCGCCCUGACGCAGGUAAAGGAGCGCUACACCAUGCACGUCCGCAACGGCAACCCUCCCAAGCUUUCCAUCACGGAGAAUGGGGAAUUUAAGAACAGCAGUUUCUAAUUCUGCAGGUGCUGCCAACCACCUCCGUGGAGGAGCAAGGCGGAGCAGAGCCAAGACCCCUCACCGUCACUGAUUG